UGAUGGAUACGAACUUGUUUGCAAGUCGUAACAUGUGUACGGAGAAUCUUGAAAACAUAGAAAUGUGUAAAAAUGUUUGUUUUCGUUGUGUUUUGUGUGUCUUUUUCUAUUUUUCUUUCACUAUGAAGUGUACACAGAGCCGAUGACACUGAAUCUGCUGAUUUUCUGAAGGAGAGGUGAUGGCUUUGGAGCCACGAGUUACCUCCCAGAAGACAGCCACCAUGUGUGGUCCUGUUAAUGCAGACAUGAAUUCCGAUCCAUGUGCUGAAAUUUCUCUGAAAGAUUUUCUUGAUUUCCUCUGCACUGCUUAUCAGAUUGCUGAGGCUAUUGAGGGUACACCAAAUGAUGUCAGUAAUAAGGCAGGCGUAGAUUGGAAUCAACUUACGAAAAACCCUCUCAUUACUCAUCUUUUAGAAUUGGAGGAACAAAGCACAACAAAUGCAGCUGCCCAACCAAGCCCAGAUUCUAAUGGUUGUUUAGAUAAUGUGACUGAUGAUGUCAUAGGCUUGAAUAAAACCGUCAUCAGCAAUGACAAGAGAAAGAAUUUCAUGAUGUUUCAAAGAAUGCAAAGCAUCUCUAUUGACUGUUUGAGAAAUGUUGAUGAAAGUGUUGGACCCAAGAUAUCAAUGCCAUUAGAAAGAAGAUUGUCUACUGGAUCAGUCGCAUUGGAAAAUGACUUUUUGUUAAAGACUCCAAUUGUUGAGAGUAAUCAAAUUGUGUUGCCGGUUUCCCCUCAGCCACCACCUCAGCCUGUCACAGUGGAUACUCUUAUAAAGAAAAAAUUAAAUGAUGUACUUGAAGAAGGGAUUUUGGAUUCAGUGCUGCCAUACUUGGUGCCAAAACCUUUAGUUUCAUCUAAUAUGUCGACAAUUCCAACAAUUAUUAGUAAAAGUUCCUCAUCAAGCAUUGAAAAUAGAAAAGGUUUGUCUCCUCAAGAUGGUCAAGCAAACGAGCAUGGUGAAAAAUUAAGGACACGCACUUUGACAACAACUCCCUCUGUAGAUGGUUCAAAACCUGAUUUGGAAGUUGAAAUUCAUGUUUGUGAUGAAGUUAAAAACUUAAAGAAAGAUUUCCGUUGCCCUCAAAAACUACUUGUGUCAAAAAUGGGCUAUUUUGCUGAAGUUACUACAGGUCAGAAGUUAGAGGACAUGGAUAUAUCAGUUCACUGUGAUCUCAACAUUUUUGAUUGGCUCAUGAGAUGGGUCAAAAAAGAUUUAAAUCCUCAUGAAAGUCCUCCCACUUUAGAUGCAAGUAACGUAGUUCCUAUUCUUGUCUCUGCCGCUUUCCUCCAAAUGGAGCCUUUGAUGCAGGACUGUUUACGCUAUUGUCACAAAAAUAUGAACAGUAUUUUGAGGACAUCCACUAACUUGGCAUGUCUUAAUGACAGUAUUUUAACAAAGUUAGCAAAUUUGUACAGUAAUAGUGAUGUAGAACAGCUUCGAGACAAGAAAGAUAGAGUCCAGUCAAGAAUAUUUUGCAAACUCAUCAGCAUAUUAGCUGAACCAAAACCAGAUGCAAGAAGAGGUCACUAUGCUAGUUUAGCUGCUUUGUUUAAAUGCAGCCGUUGUGGAAAACUCAUUCUUCGACAGCUUGGUGGACGAAUUGCUUGUAAACCAGGAAGUUCAAGACUUGAUAGAAAUGGUGUUUUGCAUGGUAAUCACUCAAGGGAACCCAAUUGGAAUCUCAGUGACUACAUUAAAACUCUUAGGACUGAACUUAAAUCCUGGAGAAGAGUUUACUGGAGAUUGUGGGGUGAUUGUCAUUUCCAAUUUUGCUCUCUUUGUCAUUCCCAUUAUCCAAUUUACCAGAGAAACUGGUGUUUACAUCAUGUGGAUCCACCCCAAUUUUUUUCAAUGGAGAACCAGAGAACUCUGUCCUAUCCAAUUGGUCGAUAUCCAUGUUGUGGAGAGCGUGUAUAUCGUUUUGAGGUGGUGAGAAGUUCAACGGGUUGUAAUUUCCGCUCCCACCAACCUCUGCUACAAACAGUUGUAGACACUGAAAUAGAGAGAAUAUUUCAAGCACAUAGCAAUAUUUUAACAUUUGAUCCACCACCUAUAUCAUUGUCAGACAGAUUAAGCAGAUUAGUUGCAACGAGUUCAAGAGAUCCAGAUGAGGGUAAUAGCAUGGGUCCUGGAGGCCAAAACAGAAGUAAAGAUCGUGACAUUCAUUGGUGGGAUGGCUUGGAGUUGGCUCCAGCAAGAACUAAGCACGGGCUAUUGGGCAGAGUCUGGGACAGCUAUCAACAAAGACUUACUCGUGCAACCAGUCCUGUUUCUACUGACACAAGCAGCAGUGGACCACCUGCUAAAACUCCUAAUGUGAAAAAGCAAAUGUCUACUGUUGAAGCUUCCCCUGCAGCUACAAAUGGUGCAGUCUCUGGUAGCACAGGUAUUGGGAGCUCUUUGGAACAUGACACCAGUUCAGAAAUUUCUAGCUCUGAAAGUGAGGAAGUGUCAGAGGAAAAUUCUGAGGAAUCUUGCCACACACGAUUCCGUCCUGUAAGACAGAGGAGGAGAAAGGCAGGAAAUAGACGCACUAGAGCAACGGCAAGCAGGCCAGUAGACACAGGUCCUCAGUGGAUUUCAAAGUUAUCAACUAGAAAUAAUCAAGAUAAUCAAAGGGAAUAUGAAGAGAGGGCUGUGCGGCACAUGGCAGCUUUGCUAACAAGGCGUACCAGUGGUGUGCAAGGAACUGGCACAGCUGCUGGUGGCCAGCACAGAUCCAACCACCACCACCACCAUGGACACCAUCACCACCAUGGUCACCACCACCACCAUCACCAUCAUUCUCAUCACCACAGCAUGUGGAAUGGGCACUACACCCCACCUGGUGGCACUUAUGUACGUAUUGAAGCAGAGUGGAAGGAACAGCAUUCUGGGUAUUCAGGGUCAAAUGGCCGAGGCCGUCCAUCAACUUCAUCUCAUUCUUUGACUCGACAGAAAAGUAAGAGUAGUAGGUAAGAUGCUAAAAUCAGUUUAAUUGGAUCAGCAUAUUGUAAACAUAUUUGUUUAUUGAGUAUUUGGCAGGUAUUGUGUGAUAUAUUUAUUGAAAGGGUGACUACAACCUAUGAGUUGUUAUUUGUUGUAAUUUUGUUAUAUUCUUCUUUACUCUGUUGAUUUUGUUCCUUUUUUGUUACCAAAUUGUACUUUUACAUUUUGUUACAUUUGAGACUUUUGUAAGUGUUCUAAAAUUUUUAAUGAUCUAUACUUGUGUUAGAUAGCCAUGUGUUUGUUUAUACUAUUCAGGGUUUCUAUACAUUUUCAUUGUUAAUUUUUCUUUUUGAAGUUUUUGAAGUUUAGUUACAUUCUAUUUCUUACAUUUAUAUGUUUGAUAGAUGGCAUAUAGGAUUACCAUACAACUAGUUUUCUAGUUACUCCACAACAUUGGGUGAUUUAUAUUACCUUAUACUGUUUGUUUUUUUUGUAUUAAUAGUUUAAUUAUAAUGAUCUCUAAGACACUGCCCGUUUCUGAAAACAGAUCUGUAUAACUAUCCAAGAUCUUCUUUCUACCAUAUUUUUACUUUAAUUUUUAGUUGACGUAGAUGACUUUAUAAAGUCAUGAAAUGCGUACAAUAAAAAUUUACAACAGCGUUUUAGAAA
Messenger RNA from Frankliniella occidentalis (western flower thrips), 3599 nucleotides. RefSeq lists its product as uncharacterized. The transcript has 12 exons. The coding region runs from base 180 to 2960 and encodes 926 amino acids. The record is from RefSeq and is a predicted model, not a curated record. Lineage: Eukaryota; Metazoa; Arthropoda; Insecta; Thysanoptera; Thripidae.